GUGUCCACCGCCUCGCAAGGGGCGUCGAAUUCUGUUCUCCAACCUCGUUUUGCUCACUUGCACCGUCGCUGAAGCCAUGGAUAUUUCAUCGAUCCUACAAGGUGGCUACCAGCACCCGCUGUCGCGCUCGUGGCAGGCGAAGCGGCAGCUGACCAAGUCGAUGCUCAUGUACCCCAUCUUCAUCACGGACGACGCGGACGCGGAGGUCGAGAUCCCGUCGUUACCCGGCCAGAAACGAUGGGGCGUUAACAAGCUCGAGGGCUUCAUCGCGCCGCUGGUGAAGAAGGGCCUGAAGAGCGUCAUCCUCUUCGGCGUCCCGCUCAAAUGCGAGAAGGACAUGGCCGGCACGCCCGCGGACGACCCGGACGGCCCCGUCGUGCAGGGCAUCAAGCUCCUCCGCGCGCGCUUCCCCUCGCUCUAUAUCGCGACCGACGUCUGCCUGUGCGAGUACACCGCGCACGGCCACUGCGGCGUGCUGCACGCGGACGGGACGAUCGACACCGAGCCGUCCGUCGCGCGGAUCGCGCAGGUCGCGGCGAGCUACGCGCGCGCGGGCGCGCACUGCGUCGCGCCGAGCGACAUGAUGGACGGCCGGAUCAAGGCGAUCAAGCGCGCGCUGAUCGACGCCGGGUUCGGGAACAAGUGCACGCUCAUGAGCUACUCGGCCAAGUUUGCGAGCGCGCUGUACGGCCCCUUCCGUGACGCGGCGGGAAGCGCGCCCUCGUUCGGGGACCGCAAAUGCUACCAGCUCCCGCCGGCCGCCAAAGGCCUCGCCCGACGCGCCAUCCUCCGCGACACCUCGGAAGGCGCGGACAUCAUCAUGGUCAAGCCCGCGCUGCCCUACCUCGACAUCAUCCAAGACGCGGCCGAGCUCGCGCCGGACCACCCGCUCGCGUGCUACCAGGUGAGCGGCGAGUACGCGAUGAUCUACGCCGGCGCGCGCGCGGGCGUGUACGACCUCCGGACGAUGGCGUUCGAGACGUGCGAGAGCAUGCUCCGCGCAGGGUGCACGCUGAUCCUCACGUACUUCACUCCCCAGUUCCUGGACUGGCUGGACGAGUAGAACAAAAAAAAGGGAAGAAAAAAAAAGUAAGAAGGUUUACUGUUAUAGAGCCCUGAACUUGAAACUAUCCUGUAUGUAGAGUACCGUAGCACACCCCGUGCUCUUGACUUAUCCUCGCCCACGCUCUACAC
This is a messenger RNA of Punctularia strigosozonata HHB-11173 SS5, 1194 nucleotides long. Its product is annotated as tetrapyrrole biosynthesis porphobilinogen synthase. The coding region runs from base 77 to 1063 and encodes 328 amino acids. NCBI's taxonomy places the organism in Eukaryota, Fungi, Basidiomycota, Agaricomycetes, Corticiales, Punctulariaceae. Gene Ontology annotation, biological process: heme biosynthetic process. Gene Ontology annotation, cellular component: cytosol. Gene Ontology annotation, molecular function: porphobilinogen synthase activity; zinc ion binding. The record is from RefSeq and is a predicted model, not a curated record. The transcript has 6 exons.